AUGACGAGUAACGCAAGCGCCUCCACGGCGCCCGCAGCCAACAACAAGCCGUCUCGCACAGCCAACACGCCCCCCAACCGACUGCCAGCGCCUACACUUUUCGUAGGGCCUCCGUCCCGCAAUGCUUCGCAGCUGUCCAUCUCCCGAACCAAGACAGACGACCUCAAGCCCAAUCGUCCCGAUCCCCUCACGAGACAAAAGUCGGCGCUCUCGCGACCGUUCAAUGCCGAUUCCACCGGCGAGGACGCCACUAUACCGCCGCUGAAGAAGGCUAGUGAAGAGAGGGUGGAGGCCAAAUGGAAGGAAAUGCAGAGCACACUGAACGAGGUGGAGCUGACAGCGCAGAGCUCCACGCACGUCUUUGGCGAGAGGCACGCGGCGGCCUUGGACCAGCUGCGACUGGCACAGGUGGAAUUGGCAAGGGCAUGGGGCCGAGGCAGUGAGAGCAAGGCGACAGAAGCAGAGACUGCCGGAACGGGGCCGUCGGUGAAUCGCUUCAAAGGCGCGGAGGAUCUCGCACUGGAUCGUAGACAUGCCAAUGGACGGAAGAGAGCAGACACGGUGACCAGUGCCUCGACCGCUUUGUCUGACGAGAGUCGAACGACCGAAGGAGCCAAUUCACCGGAUGGACGGAGUCAGCUCGAGGACGAGACGGCGCAGGACAUCAAGCUCGCGAGUGAGCGACGAGCGGCGAAUGAGGCCUACUUCAAGAAGGUGGAUGGUGGAGUCAAGGAUGUUGUCUCCAAGCUGGAGGUCGUGGCCGAGGCCAUGAGGGGCGUGGAAAGCGAGAGCAGGAGUUUGUGGAGCAGUUCGGAUCGCAGCGAGGCGAGUUUGGAGGCGACUCCAAGGCGAGAAUCCAAGGGCAAGGGCAAUGCUGAUGGAUGA
Molecule: messenger RNA, 885 nt
Organism: Lecanosticta acicola
Lineage: Eukaryota; Fungi; Ascomycota; Dothideomycetes; Mycosphaerellales; Mycosphaerellaceae
Source: the annotation of a GenBank genome assembly